CGCCUGAGGGGCGAUGGCGGCAGCGGCGGGGCCCGGCAGCGGCUCCCCCCGCGCCCGGCCUCGGGCUCGCCCCCAGCGCGGCUGGAAACCCGCCGGGACAGCUUUAAAGGCUUGCGGCAGCCUCCGCUGAAGAGGUUUCGUCGUGUCUGAGCGUGGCCGGGGCUGCGUGCCGUAGCCCUCGGGGCUGGCGGCGGGCCGCGCCUGAGGCGGCCUCACGCAGAAAUGCAGCUGAGGGCACAAAGCUCUCGGAGCGGGGCGGCCCGGCACAGCCCUGCCAACGGACUCGAGCAACCUGCCAGCAGAGGGACAAGCUGAGACCCGGGACCACGCAGAGUGCAGCGAGGGAGCAGAGAGAGACUCUCUGCAGCAGCCCGAGACCCCCAUGGACGCCCCUCAGAGCCAGCCCACAUGCCUGACGGCCGCGUCGAUGGGAUAGUCAGUCCCUGAGAACUCCAACACACACCGCCCGCUGCCCAUCGCAGCUGAGCCGGCAGCAUGGCCGCGGCGCAGGGCUGCGGCGAGGGCCAGAUCGCGGGGCUGUACGACCUGGAGCGCACGCUGGGCAAGGGGCACUUCGCGGUGGUGAAGCUGGCGCGGCACGUCUUCACCGGGCAGCGCGUGGCCGUCAAGGUGAUCGACAAGAGCAAGCUGGCGGGGGAGGCGGCGGGGCAGCUCCUGCAGGAGGUGCGCUGCAUGAAGCUGGUGCAGCACCCCAACGUGGUGCGUCUCUACGAGGUCAUCGACACCCACGCCAAGCUCUACCUCAUCCUGGAGCUGGGCGACGGCGGCGACAUGUUUGACCACAUCAUGCGGCACGAGGGCGGGCUGGCCGAGCCCCGCGCCAAGCACUACUUCGCCCAGAUCGUCCACGCCAUCUCCUACUGCCACAAGCUCCACGUGGUGCACCGAGACCUCAAGCCCGAGAACGUGGUUUUCUUCCAGGAGCAAGGGCUGGUCAAGCUCACCGACUUUGGCUUCAGCAACCGCUUCCAGCCCGGCAAGAUGCUGACCACCAGCUGCGGCUCGCUGGCGUACUCUGCGCCCGAGAUCCUGCUGGGGGACGAGUACGACGCCCCGGCCGUGGACAUCUGGAGCCUGGGGGUCAUCCUCUACAUGCUGGUGUGCGGCCACCCCCCCUUCCAGGAGGCCAACGACAGCGAGACCCUCACCAUGAUCAUGGACUGUCGCUACAGCGUGCCCCCGCACGUCUCGGCACAGUGCGCUGAUCUCAUCUCCAGGAUGCUGCAGCGGGACCCGAAGCAGCGAGCGUCCCUGGAGCAGAUCGAGGCGCACGCGUGGCUGCAGGGGGUGGACCCGUCCCCCGCCAGCCGCUGCCUCCUGCCCCUCACCUCCCACAAGCGGGUGUCGGAGCAGGAGCACGAAAUCAUCCUGCAGGCCAUGACCUGCGGGAACAUCGCGGAUCGGGACACCAUCCAGGAGGCGCUGGAGGCCGACCGCUACAACCACAUCACGGCCACCUAUUUCCUGCUGGCGGAGAGGAUGCUGCGGGAGAGGCAGGAGAAGCAGGGCCACGGCCUCAGCCUCGUCUACAACCUGGCCAAGGAAGUGCAGAGCAGGACCAACGUCCCGGCCGGGUUCGGCCCGCUGGGCGCCGGCUGCCGGGCGCCCCCCGUGCCCAGCGCCGCGGACGCGAGCGGCCGUCGGUCCCCGCUGAGCGUCCCCGCCGUCGACGCCGCCAUCAGCAAGAGCAGCCCGGCCCUGCAGCAGAUCUGCGAGGAGGAGGAGGAGGAGGAGGAGGAGGAGGAGGGCAGGCCCGGUGCCGCGGAGAGGAAGAGCAGCUCGCUGAACCAGGAGCAGAUGCGAGCCUUCCUGCUGGCCCGGCGCCGCGGGGCCGAGCUCGGGGGCUGCGCCGGGCGCCCGGGGGCAGCUUGGGCCGGGAAGGGGCUCGGCGGGGGCCGGGGGGUCCCGGCCAGACGGGGCCGCGGGGAGCAGCCCCCGAGGAUGGAGGCAGACGCGGGGCCCGGCGGCUCCGAGGCGGGGGCUCCCGGGGCCGGAGCGGCCCUGCCGUCCCGCCGGGGCAGCUCCGCCGGGGUGUCCCCGGGGCCGGACGCCACCCCCGGCAGCCAGCCCGGCCCCGCGGCCAGCAGCACCGCGGCGGCGACACCGGCCGGCCCGGCACAGCGGCCGGCGCAGAGCCUGGGCCCGGCGAGCGGCGAGGCCGUGAGGGCGGCCCCGGGCAAGGGCAAGGGCGGCAGCCUGCGGGACAGGCUCCUGCAGCUCCCGCUCUGCGAGAAGGCGCUGGCGUUCCGCCUGCGGCCGGGCUCCCGGGACGGGCUCCUGUCCCUGGGGCAGUUCAACUGCUGCCACGUCAUCUGAGCGCCCCAUCGCGCCGUGGGGCCGGGGCUGCCCGCCCCUCUGCCCUGCCUGCGCACACAGGCCCGGCUUUGGCACCUGCCCCGGGCCCAGGCUGCGGGGGAGGCUGGGCUCAGAGCCCCUGGGCUGGGCUCAAAGCCUCCAGGAUGGGCUCAAAGCCCCUGGGCUGGGCUCAGAGCCUCAGGGCUGGGCUCAAAACCCCCCGGCUGGGCUCAGAGCCUCAGGGCUGGGCUCAAAGCCUCCAGGAUGGGCUCAGAGCCUCAGGGCUGGGCUCAAAGCCUCCAGGAUGGGCUCAGAGCCUCGGGGCUGGGCUCAAAGCCUCCAGGAUGGGCUCAAAGCCUCCAGACUGGGCUCAGCCUCCAGACUGGGCUCAAAGCCUCCAGACUGGGCUCAGAACCCCCGGGCUGGGCUCAGAACCCCCGGGCUGGGCUCAGAGCCCCCCGGCUGCCCCCAGCCCCAGCCUUGCAGUAACCACGCCACCUUUUUUUAACUACUAGAAAGAAUUUUUUUAAAUAGUCUAUUUUAAUGUAAGGAAGCAGAGAUUGCUAUAUCCCCCCCCACUGCCACCCCAGCCCGUGCCUCACCCCCCGGCCUGCCUGCAGCCCCCUGCCGCCCCCCGGCCGGGGCCAGGCGCAGCCCUGCCCGCGGCCGCUCCCUGGGCACCCCCCUGCCAAUAAGCUGCCUAUUUAUUCUUUGUUUUCUUGCUGGCAAGAAAUGAACCGAGGGAGCGGCGCGGCCCGAGCCGUGCGGGGAAGGGAGGGACGGGAGCGCUGGGAAGAGAAGGUCACGGGGCCAAUAAACUCACUCGUGGCUCCGUGCA
Molecule: messenger RNA, 3154 nt
Organism: Colius striatus (speckled mousebird)
Lineage: Eukaryota; Metazoa; Chordata; Aves; Coliiformes; Coliidae
Product: SNF-related serine/threonine-protein kinase-like
Exons: 6
Coding region: 496-2337 (613 amino acids)
Biological process (GO): protein phosphorylation; microtubule cytoskeleton organization; intracellular signal transduction
Cellular component (GO): cytoplasm
Molecular function (GO): ATP binding; protein serine/threonine kinase activity; tau-protein kinase activity
Source: RefSeq, a predicted model, not a curated record